AUGCUUUUCACUACCCUUGCUCUCUCGGCUCUCGCCACUUCCACUCUCGCUUUCCCUUUCAACAAAAUUGAGAAGCGCACUGCAGAUCGCAACUCCAACAAGCCCCAAGCUAGCCUUCCCCUCUGCGGUCCUGAUACAGUGACCUGCCGCUGCCCACCCAACUCCUUCUACCAGACCUCCAGCAGUUACGCUUUCUGGCCUGUCGCCUCCUCCGAGAUCACUCGCCUAACGUCCAACUUCCUCGACACUGCCUGGUUCGGAACUUCUCCUGAGAGCACUGAGGGCAAUGGUACUGUUGUUGGUGCUAAGCGCCACCUGCGCGCCGAGCUCCCCGGAGGCAAGAACGUCGAACUUAUUGUGGAGGAGCUCACUGAGCUCAAAUUCUACCCCAAUGGCGGAUACUGGAUGAAGUUCCAGAUGGGCGAUGCGCCUUUCUGGUACGAGAAACAGCGUCGCGGAGACUGGGGACUCCUUGCUGGCUCCUGGGACAUUGUCGACGUGCGCGAGAUCAACGGCAUGACUUACAUGCUUUGGGAUAUCCAUGUCUGCUUCAUGGACUCCUAUGACCUCGGUGGUUUCCACGAGAGCGGGAUGAAGAAUCUGACCUCCAUCCUCAAGGCUCAGGGUAAGAUGCCGCAGGAUGCCACCAUGAUCGGCCCUAUCACCUUCUAA
This is a messenger RNA of Cucurbitaria berberidis CBS 394.84, 672 nucleotides long. RefSeq lists its product as uncharacterized. Bases 1 to 672 code for a protein of 223 amino acids. The transcript has 2 exons. The record is from RefSeq and is a predicted model, not a curated record. NCBI's taxonomy places the organism in Eukaryota, Fungi, Ascomycota, Dothideomycetes, Pleosporales, Cucurbitariaceae.